GAAUUAGAUUGUGCCAGUGUGCUUGCUUCUCUUUUAAAAUGAAGUGAGGUAUUAAAUUUUAUAAGAUAGUUCAAGUUUUCCCCUUCCUUUCCUUUUUCGCUAAUUUUGAAAUUGGGUCAAUGUAUGCGAUGCCGACCGAUUGGCUUGGUUUUUCAGCCAUAUACAACGUACAUAUAUGUUUGUUCAUGUGUAUGUUUAUAUAUUUUUGGCUGCUGCCGCCGAACCAGUUGGUUGACCUUGUUUUUCGACUCUCCAAGUGCAAUUGGGGCUUGACUUUUUGACAAUAUGUACAUGUGUGUAUGUGUGUAGCACUUUUCUCCGCUAUAGAACGGGACUUGGUGGGAUCUGCUGGCGGGGAAUUAUGAUUGCAGCACAUACAGGGCGUGGAAACUAUUCUCUUUAUCACAACCUAGCAACACAGACGGAACUCUCCCACACUCAUCACUCCUUCUUGGGGACAUUUCCGUUUUCCAGCAACAAAGGCCAGUCUCGGCUGACAGCUACGUGACUAUGGAUAUAAAGUAGCGGGUUGGAGGAGGAGGAAUGAGGACAUGGGGGUGGUUACCGGUUUUUUAUAUAUUGAUUAAUUCAACUGUUUUUAAUUCCGCUGAGUGGUAAACAAUAAACAGCUGUUUUCGGGCAUUAGAACGGAUAGUGUUGCAAAACGCCACGCCUACUACAGCCUGAAGAUCCAAGGCACAUUUUUUUACUUUCCAAUAAAUAAAGUUUAAAUAAAUAAAUAAAAGUGUUUAUCCGCAUUAUCUGAAGUGUUUAUGAAUAAAGUGCAAACUAUAAUGCUAUAAUCUUCUAAUCCCAAGAUACAUUUAAUAUGCCCGACUUUUAUGAGCUGCUUGAUGUGUCCGCCAAUGCCAGCUUUGAGGAGAUCAAGUGCAACUACAAACAACUGAUACUACAAUGUCAUCCCGACAAAUUACAACAGCUAGAUGACCCAAAUCUGACUGCCGAGAGCACCCAGAACGGGGACUUUAAUGCGAUAAACGCUGCCUGGAAUACGCUCAAAGAUCCCAUUAAGCGUAAACACUACGAUGCCGAAUUACUGCAGUUGAAAUUUCAGACACACAGUAAUAUUUAUGCUCAUGUUCAGCUCGGAGAAAUGCAACGGAUCCAAGUGGAAAUCGAAGACGAAGACGAAGCCGAAGCCGAUGAAUCUCCAGAACUGAAAUCAACAGACAAAGGGCCAGCGACAAUGUGGAGCUAUGCGUACAACUGUCGAUGCGGCGGUCAGUAUCUGUACGAGGGACCCGGAGACGAUGAUGAGUCACCCGCCACCUCCACCUCUCCAGCACAAAGCAGCGGCAGCGAAGUGAUUGUGGAGUGCAACGAGUGUUCUUUAGUGAUUGUUGUGAAACAGACAGGAAUGGAAAAAUAAACGAUCGAAGGUGCGUUCCCCACGCUCCACAACUUCGUCAUCCUGGCUGGGAGUAGCUGCCUCACAAUUGAUCGAAACAGCCAACAGCAGCUGCCACAGCCAUACCAGAAGACUGAAACACCGCUUCCGUCCAGCC
Molecule: messenger RNA, 1526 nt
Organism: Drosophila ananassae
Lineage: Eukaryota; Metazoa; Arthropoda; Insecta; Diptera; Drosophilidae
Gene: Dph4
Product: DPH4 homolog
Exons: 3
Coding region: 830-1390 (186 amino acids)
Biological process (GO): positive regulation of ATP-dependent activity
Molecular function (GO): ATPase activator activity; ferrous iron binding
Source: RefSeq, a predicted model, not a curated record